AUGUGGAGAAUAUAUGGAUUUAUUAUCAAUGAGAUGUCCCCAGCAGUGUAUAGUUUGCAUUUACAUCUGGAGGAUCAACACCCGGUCACUUUCCAAGCAAACGACGAUCUAAUUAACAUCCUCAAUUUAGACCGUUCUAGAAAAACUAUGCUAACACAAUUCUUUGCAUUAAAUCGAGUAAAUGAAAAUGCAAAGAGAUUACUGUACAAACAAAUUCCAGAAUAUUAUGUUUGGAACCAUCAACACAAAGAAUGGACUCCCCGAAAAACGAAAACAGUCAUAGGUCGUAUUGUUACAGCAAAUCCAUUUGAGGGUGAGCGUUAUUUCAUGCGAAUAUUGCUAAACCAUGUAAGGGGACCGCUGUCCUUUGAAGAUCUUAGAACAGUUGAGGGCAUUUUGGCCCCCACAUUUCGUGAGACAGCAACAAUGCAUGGUUUGUUACAAAGAGACAGUAGCUUAGAAGACUGUUUACAUGAGGCAUCUUUAUAUCAAAUGCCAUCCAGUUUGAGGCGACUGUUCGCAACAAUAUUGGUAUAUUGUAAUCCAACCAAUCCAAGAGACCUUUGGGAACGUUUUGAGGAAGAUAUGUCAAUUGAUUUCAAAUCUUCAGAAGAUUCUACAUCGACUGCAAGAUAUCAUGUAUUAAGGUCAAUCUCUUCUACAAUUGAAUCAAUGGGGAAAAACAUUAACUCUUACCAUCUUCUUGAUGAAGACAUUUCUUUCGAUGGAAAUGAAUUUCAAUCUAGAGAAAUUGAUGAUGAGUUGGGUGUUGAAAUUCCAGAAGAAGAUAUUACAUCUUCAAGAUCACUUAAUAGCGAGCAACAACAAGUGUAUAAUGUAGUGUUGGAAAAAGUUUUAUCAAACCAAAAUGAUGCAUUCUUUGUAGAUGGCCCAGGUGGGACAGGGAAAACAUUCCUAUACAAGGCACUUCUGGCAACAGUACGAUCCAGAAACUUGGUAGCACUUGCAACUGCUUCAUCAGGUGUGGCUGCAUCUAUACUUCCAGGAGGUCGAAUAGCUCACUCACGCUUUAAGCUUCCACUUGAUACUGACGAAAAAACUACAUGUUCUGUGAGCAAACAAAGUGCACUUGCAAACCUUCUUCGUGCAGCAAAAUUAAUAAUAUGGGAUGAGGCACCGAUGACAAGAAAACAACACAUAGAGGCAUUAGACAAAAUGCUACGAGACAUCAAUGAUUCUGACGUAGCCUUUGGUGGAAAGGUUGUUGUUUUUGGGGGAGAUUUUCGACAAGUAUUGCUUGUGGUCCGUAAAGGAACUAGACAAGAGCAAGUUAAUUCCAGCCUGGUUCAUUCUUACUUGUGGCCUACAUUGACUAAGUUUUGA
Molecule: messenger RNA, 1344 nt
Organism: Humulus lupulus (European hop)
Lineage: Eukaryota; Viridiplantae; Streptophyta; Magnoliopsida; Rosales; Cannabaceae
Exons: 1
Coding region: 1-1344 (447 amino acids)
Biological process (GO): DNA repair; telomere maintenance
Molecular function (GO): DNA helicase activity
Source: RefSeq, a predicted model, not a curated record